CGUAGGGUAAGUUCCUGCUGUGGCUUGAGGGAAACAGAUCGACAUUGAGCCACGGGAGAAUCGCACUUUGCGGCCUGUGGAAGCCCCCUCCCUGAGCAAUGGCCUCACCAGUCUCAGUCUACAACUCCAACGCCUUGGACACACACAUCUCCAGUACCUCCAGAGAGUCUCUAAAGAUGGAGUUGUUAGCUGACGUAUCUUUGCUGCCAGGGGAGGAGAGAAUUAUAGAUAAAGACAUCAUCUACAUCUGUCCAUACAGCGGAGCUGUGAAAGGCAAAGUGUUGAUCACCAACUACAGACUCUACUUUAAGAGCUCAGAUGCUGAUGUGGCGCUGACGCUGGACGUUCCUUUGGGUGCCAUCAGUCGGGUGGAGAAGAUGGGUGGGGCAUCAAGCAGAGGAGAAAACUCUUACGGCCUGGAUAUCACCUGCAAGGACAUGAGGAACUUGAGGUUUGCCUUGAAGCAGGAAGGCCACAGCAGAAGAGAUAUCUUCGAGCUCCUCUUCAAAUAUGCCUUCCCUCUCUCACAUAGUCUGCCACUGUUUGCAUAUGUGACUCAGGAGAAGUACGCCGAGAACGGCUGGGACAUCUACAAACCUGUAGAGGAGUUCAGACGGCAGGGCUUACCUAAUAGCAAGUGGCGUAUAACGUUCAUCAAUAAGAAUUAUGAUCUGUGUGACACCUACCCCACUGUGUUGACUGUACCCUUUAAAAGUAAAGAGGAGGACCUCAGAAGAGUGGCUGCCUUCAGGUCAAGAGGACGCAUACCGGUUUUGUCAUGGAUCCACAGAGAGAACCAGGCGGUGAUCGUCCGCUGCAGUCAGCCUCUGGUUGGUAUGUCUGGUAAAAGAAACAAGGAUGACGAGCGCUACCUGGAUCUUAUCAGGGAGGCAAAUGACACUGCCAAGCUCACCAUCUACGAUGCUCGGCCUAGCGUCAAUGCUGUGGCCAACAAGGCCACAGGAGGAGGCUAUGAGGGUGACGAGUACCAAAACGCAGAGCUCAUCUUCCUGGACAUUCAGAAUAUCCAUGUCAUGAGAGAAUCCCUAAAGAAACUCAAGGACAUCGUCUACCCAAAUGUGGAGGAAUCUCAUUGGCUGUCCAGUCUAGAGUCGACACACUGGCUAGAACAUAUUAAGCUGGUGUUGUCAGGAGCCAUCCAAGUAGCAGACAAGGUUUCCAGUGGGAACUCAGUGGUGGUUCACUGCAGUGAUGGCUGGGACCGGACUGCCCAGCUCACCUCUUUGGCCAUGCUGAUGCUGGACAGUCACUACCGCACUCUCAGAGGCUUCCAGGUGCUGAUUGAGAAGGAAUGGAUCAGCUUUGGGCACAAGUUUGCCUCGAGGAUAGGUCAUGGUGAUAAGAACCAUGCAGAUCAGGACAGAUCACCCAUCUUUGUUCAGUUCAUCGACUGUGUAUGGCAGAUGACUAAACAGUUUCCUACAGCCUUUGAGUUUAACGAGCGCCUCCUGCUGACAAUCCUGGAUCACCUCUACAGCUGUUGUUUUGGGACUUUCCUCUACAACUGUGAGAGUGCACGAGACCAGCAUGAGGUGCGGACGAAGACGGUGUCUCUGUGGUCUCUGGUCAACAGUAAGAUGGAAAUGUAUUUAAACCCUUUCUACACCCCAGAGUCCGGAAGGGUCCUUUACCCCGUUGCCAGCAUGCGCCACCUAGAGCUGUGGGUAACAUACUACAUCCGCUGGAACCCACGCAUACGACAACAGCAGCAGAGUCCAGUGGAGCAGCGCUACAAGGAGCUGUUGGCCCUCAGAGACGAGUACUUGAAGAAGCUGGAGGAGCUGCAGCUGUCUGACUCCUCCCCUUCCUCCCGUCUGGCUAACAUCCCCACCCCCAACACCUCCUCCUCCACCUCCUCCACACCACCACAGCAAUACACACAGCUACACACUCCCCUCUGAGGGCUGCUUACAUACGCACACACAUACACAAACACAGAUAAACUUGUUGACUUGCACUUAUGUCCUCUUCACUCUGAUUUCUGUCAGUCUCUCACACACGCAGGGAAUUAAUUAGUAUUGUGCAGUCCUAACUGUUGAUAACAGAGAAUGCUAAUAAGAUUUAGAUUUGAUGGGUAAUUCUAACACCAUAGUGGUGAUGAUGGUGAUUUAUGCAAUAUGUCACAGUACAGCCUUGUCAGACUUUUCUACACACACACUCAUCAUACAGGGAAGCCUUAAAGACAUUCAGUGGCUUUCAGUCCAAGGGCUUGAGCACACAGGACACACAGCGGAUGUGCAGAGGCAUUCACACAGGCAGCAAAACUCAGCCAUGUUAUGUGUUUUCUCUGAACGUCAUACUCUGAUUUGACAGAAACACACCAGGAAAUCUGUUUGUGUUUUUUUCUAAUCGCCAUAGAACCACAUACAUCUGCUAUAGGUAGAUCCCGUUACUCCCACUCUUUUUGCUAAGCGAGGCUAACCAUGUCGUUGACCUAUCACAUCAAACUGAUGUUGAUAUUCUCAUCCAUCUAGUUGAGUGUUAAAGUUCAUUUUUAACCAUGGAAAGAAAUUUUAACUCAGGGUCUCAGCUUUCAAAUAAAGUUAAUGGGUAAGUUUGGUAUUUUAAAACCUGGACCCUAUUUUCCCAUGUUUUUGUGUCUAAGUGACCAAUUGGAAGAACAAUUUUUGGAAUUGGUCAAGACAGGCUGCAAUAUAACCAUUCAGGGCAUGGUUGCACUGUCACUUUACAUCCACUAAAAGUGUUUGUUUUGCCACUGACAGGCUCAGAUUAUUAUUCCAUGUGUCUGACAACAUUAUGGAAAGGAUCCCUACAGAGAUAGACCUUUUGUUAAAGACUAAGAUCCCUUUUUGUGAAACUUGAAACAGCCCUGAAAUCACUGUUGUCAAAGUCACCAGACUCCAUUUAAACAAAAAGUAAUUUUAUCACCGUAAAAUACACUCCAUUCAAAGUUGACAGAAACAAAAUAAAACUCAAAAAACCUAUCUUAGUUCCUUUUGUCACUGUUACAACAAUCACCAGCUCUGGUUUGGUUGAAAUAAAUCCUUAAAAAAUAUGCUGGCUCUAUACACUCUAAAAUUACUGUUAAUUUAAAUGGAGUCUGGUGAGUUUGGCGAUUGCGAUUUUCGGGGUCGUUCUGGUUAAACAAAGUGAUCAUUACUCUUUAACAAAAAGGUUUAUCUCUGUAGGAAUCCGUUCUAUAAAUUGUCAGACACAAUAAUAAUCUGAGCCUGACAGUUGCAAAAACAAGCGCUUGUAGUGGAUGCAAAUUGACAGUUUGGGCGAUGGCGAUUUCUGGGCUGUUUCUGCUUAAACAAAAAGGAUCUUUCUGUCUAAAAAAAGGUCUAUCUCUGUAGGAAUUCUUUCCAUAAAUUGACAGACAGUGGCAAAAACAAGCACUUUCACAGGAUGAAACGGUGCACACAUGCAUCAGGUGGUUACAUUGUUGCCUGUUUCCCUGCUGCCUGGCUGCAGCACCCUCACGCAAUAUUGGACAUCACUCGGACACAAAAACAUGGGAAAAUAGGAUCCAGGUUGAAAAAUAUCAAACUUAUCCUUCAUGCAAACUCCACUCACUGAUGAAAGACCCUGUGAUGCUGUUAUUAUUUUGCCAAGCAACAACAAACAUGUUUAUGUGUUAAAAUUUAAAGAGGUAAAAAAAAAAAGGUGAAACUUUUGUCUUUGUGAGGUGGGCUCCUGCCCGCGUCCUGCUACACAAGCGUGGGUGUCCUGUGUGAACAAAGCGAAAUGCUAAUCAAGAUGUUGUACAAUUCUCACAUCUCACACUUCUUCCUACUUGCUGCACUGCUACUGCGUGUUGCCCUUUCCCUCGAGGAAUUGAUAAGAAGUGCUGUAGAGCUCGUGCAGCGAAUUGGGAGGCUUUGAGCUUCUACAGUGGAUGUCACUGUAUGUCUCCAGCUAAGUGUAUAUAUCAGGUGUGUCAGAUUUGGAUGGAGUGAUGUGGAAUUUGUUGCUUAACAUCUAAGGGUGAAAGCUCGAGUUGUCUCUGUCACGUGUGGUUUGAUAUUGCUAUCAGCUACGCUCACCGAAGCAGUAUGUUCCAGCACUUUCUAAGCUAUGGCGCUGAUAGUAAAUGCAGUUCUAGCCUACAGGCAGAGUUAGGUUAGAAUGAAUCAGUGAUUUACUUUGAUGAAUGCAGCUUUGAUAUGGUUUGAAAUAUAUUUUAGGUGCUCAAGAUAGUCGAGGGAAAUGAAGUGGUGCUGGCCUCUGAUCCUGGAUCACUUCUUGUGCUUUGAUGUUGUCACUAAACACAGACCCUGGAUGGAGAAACCAGCCCAGGUCCAUGAUAGCCUUACCAUGCCAAGAUGUUUGUAACCAGCACACAGAAAUACCAAUUAGCUCUCACUCCCCUUUAAAUACACUUUUUGUAGACCUGACUGUUUCUAGUUAUUCUAUCCACCCCCACUGUAAAGUCUCAUGUGAACACUCACAUGUAAUCUCAUAAAACAUGUGCCUUUUGGACAGGAGUGUUUUUUCAUCCCACAUUUAAGUUGGAUAUCAUGUGCCUCAGUUUUUACAUUAGAAAGGAAACUUUAAGUCAGUGAAUGAAAUAUUGUUUGCCAGAAUACAUCUUUGUGUAGCAUAUUGACUAUUGGUCUCCUCAAACAUCAGCAUGGAAAUUGAUGCAUAACAUGUUAUAACUGAUCAAUAUAGGGAAAGCUAUAAAAAAAAAAGGUGAAGUCGUAAAGGUAGAGGAACUAGUCUUGAUUUUUACAGAGAGUAACUUCUGGCAAAUGUAAUGUUCAUGUUGAAAAUUUAAUGGAAGAUAAUUUCUAGCAGAAAAAGAAAAAAUGGAUGCAAUGUUGAAAUGGCAAAAAAUAGAAAUAUUGAUUAUUAUAGGAUACCAGGUUUAAAUUAUGACAAAAGUAAUUGAUGAGUCUUUUUUUUAUCUCAUGCUAUCUUGUAAUUUUGAUUCACUGUCUCAAAAGUAUGAUGUAGUGUCUCAUAAAUCUGACUUAAAGGUACACCUUGACUUUUAAGUUGCAAAAAAUGACUUAAAGUCAAAAUCUUGACUAAUCUCAUGAUUAUGACUUAAAGGGUAACUUUGGUAUUUUUCAUCCUGGACUCUGUUUUUGCAUGUAUUUGUCUCUAAGUGACUCAUGGGAGCAACAUUUUUUGAAAUACUUUACAGUAUUAAGUAAGAACACUGCAGUCAGCAGCAGUGAAACAUGCUGUAGUGUAACCACCCUUGCCUUGUUCUCACUGUCAGUUUACAAAAUUAAAAGUGCUUGUUUUAUGCCACUUACAGGCUCAGAUUGCAUCAUUGUUUCUGACAACAUUGUCUCUACAGAGAUAGAGCUUUUUGAACUUUUUUGUUUUACAUAGACAGACCCAAAUUUGCCAUUGCCAGAUACUGUCAGUGGCAAAAGCAAGCACUUUCAGUGGAUGUAAAUUGGCAAUUUGGGCAAAGGCGAAUUUUUUUUUUUUUUUUUUUUUUUUUUUGGCUGUUUCUGGUUAAACCCAAUGAACCUUACUCAUUACAAAAAUGCCUAUCUCUGUAGGGAUCUGUUCAAUAAAUUGUCAGACACAAUAAUAACCUGAACAUGACUGUGGCAAAAACAAGCGCUUGUUGUGGAUGCAAAUUGACUGGUUUGGUGAUGGUGAUUUCUGCCCUUUUUUUGCUUAAACAAAAAGGAUCUUACUCUCUAAUAAAAAGGACUAUCUCUGUAGGGAUCAUUUUUAUACAUUUUCAUAGGAAUAUGGGAAAAUAGGUUCAGGUAACAAAAAAAAAAAAUAACGAAGUUACCCUUUGAUACCUCAUCAUUUUGACUUACCUUGAGUAUUUUUAUUUAUAAUUUCACUUUUUUCCUGACUCAAAUGAGCUUUUAUUUAAUUCCCCAAAAAGAACACAUCGCAUCCAACCUGUCCAAAAAGCACAUUGUUUAAUAGUUGUCUCUUUGGGUUCUGGGGCUGUCAUGGAACCGGUGCAUACAGAGCAGUGUGCAGAGUCAAACUCAGGACAUCACAUGGACAACAGUGUGUGGGGGGUUUAAAGAGGGAUGUUGGAAACAGAGUCAAACUGCCUGAUAUGAGGAUUUUGCUGCUAACUCCAAGGGCUCCCAUUUUGGUUAGUUUAAAAACAGCUGACACAAACUUGGACAGCAGAAUAAUGGCCAGCAUGCUGGUAACACGUCUGUCAAAGAUAUAUGUACUGUAUCGUUCAGUCUGUCAAGAUGAUGACAGGGCUGUUUAUUACAAUCACUCUUGAGUUUAAGUUGUCUGCCACCAUAUUUUUUCUCAGUCUGGUAGUCCUCAGUCUCUGGCACUUUAUUCCAACAUGGGCCACUUAAUAAAUAACUGGGGCUUGAUUACUGGAAUACUGUAAGUUGAGGAUUUGAGUGUGAUAUUGUGUGUUGCCAGGACAUGAUGAUCCCUCAGAGAGAAAAUGAAUAACUUGUCUAAUGCUGAUGUGUUGUUUUGGCAAUGCCAGCUGUGGGGUCCAUCACUGAAAGCAACAAUAAAACCAAUGGAUAGCUAUUAAGAGGAGUUCCAGACCUGGUCCUGGUCGCAGUUUAGCUUUAACACUGCAACAAUCUUGUGCUCUGGCUCCAUACCCAAGCGAAGCCGCUCAGAACUAAUACAGGGUAGAUACACCUGGAAGUCUACUUGGACCACCACUGUAGAUCAUGUCCACCUGGCACUAUUUUUGUAACAUUUCAUAAAAACCUCCUUCACAAAUGAAUGUUAUGCUUCAAUACCCCAGAAGUUCUAGGGUAUUGGCAGUCUGUCUGAAUGGGUUAUGGCACAUCAGCUGACCCUUCUCCUGACUUGGGUUGAACACUGGUUGAACAUUGGUGUUUGGAUGUUUCUUACCAAAUCUCUCUUGUUGUAGUCAUCUCCACUUUGUAUGAUGUACACAGGACAUAGAGUAGCCACGUUUCCACCAAACUCUCUCAGUAUAGUACCCUUAGAACUCGUACAUAACCCAUACAUGCAUGUACCUAAACCCUAGAUCUGUUUUGUGUUUCCACAGCAGACAGUACUCUUAAAUGUAGCAGGGUUGUUACCAGAUGGUGAUUGACACAUCACAGCUCCAUCCAGUCACUCCACUUACUGUAUUUUCUCUUUACUAACGAUGCAGAGGAAGGUCUGCACCUCACUGAUUGUGCGCCAGCAUUUUCAGAACGAAAAAGAAUAGGCUGGAGUGCUUAAAGUCUCUGUCGUAAAUAGUGGGUUUGUGCAUUGAGUCCUUGUCAAGCAAGGGUAACAGUUGUCUCUUGACCAGUAAACAGACUACAGUGUUUCUAGCUGCACUUUUUGGUAUCGGAUCAAUCUGUGAGGUACCUGAGCAGAGAGGUAACAAAAAAAACAUGACGUAAUGGAACGGUCCUUUUGGAACCAUCCACAACUUUUGAUAAUGGGCAUGCAAAGAUAACUGUUCUAAUGUAUAACAAACUGAACUGAACUGAACCAGAAUGCUUGGUGGAAACGAGGCUAAUAGGAUUUUACCUCUGGGACCCUUAAUGCCCAAAGUAUUUCCUCCCAAUUUGCUUUUCUACAGCAUCAUCAAGUCCUAAAUAAGCAGAGAGGAAUUUUAGUUAAGGAGGUUCAGAAAAAGCCAGCUCAGACUCCAAUUUCCCUCACAUUGUUUUGUUCAACUCAUAGGGUUUUAGCAAGUCAGAAGCAAUGAACAGUGGUGAUAGUUUCAAUUGUGAAUGAGGUGCAAUAAGUCAUUUUGCUAAGUGUGUCAGGUCAUGUCCAGAUUUGUGCCUUGAUUCUUGUGAGAAUCACCUUCACCUCUUAAGGGAAAACACACUCUAGCUAUCCUGGGUCAUGUUUGAGAUUGACUGCUCUGGGUUCCAAAGGAAGAAAGCUCUGUAUGAUUUUGAAGGAUGCCAUGCUGUUGUUUAUGGAUCUGUGCCAGUUUGAAGUGGGAGGAAGUGGGCGGGCAAUGCAGGCAUUCCUCCAGCAACUACAGAUUGCAGAGGACAGGCCAAGGUACCUUUCCCUGUGUUAAAGAAAGCCUUUGUUUAUCUCCUCCAAAUCCUACACUGUGUGACUCUGCAACAGAUCACAUAGUAGCAAGAAAAAGUACAACUUUUCUGGUUGAACUUUAAGGGACCCUGUUGGCCCACUGUAGUUAAGAUUGUUUCCUCAGUGCAUUUAUUACAGAGAUACAGAAGGUCCAAGGCAUAUUCAGUUUAGUGCAAAUCUUCUGUCUGAACUGAAGAUAUGUUUUUCAAAGCUGCCUUACUGAUGAGGAUAUUGUGAGCUUGCAAGCCAGUUACCAGUCCAUCCAAGAGCCAUCUUGGCUUUGUUAAAAACUCAACUGUGCCCAAACCUGCUUUGAGGACAAAAAAUAAGGACCCAAAGCUAUAUUUCAAUUGCUACUGGUCCUCAGCUUGCCAGGUAGAGUUGCUACAAUGUUGUCAGGAUACCAGUCUUAAACUUCACUUCAGUACUAGUAUAGAAAAAAAUGAUACUUAUUAGCUCUUUUGAUACCAUGGCAAAGAGAAAGAAGUCUUUAGCACACAAAAUAGGAUAAUUUUUGUUUUGUUUUUUUAAUGAACAACUUGCACAAAAUGCUGAUAGAGAAAGUCACUUUAGACAUACCAACAAGUUUGUAAUAAUGCUAAUAAUUAUGACAAUUGAAAUCUGAUUGUAGAUCUGUUUUUAAGAGCUUAGUGAUACUAUCAAAUAAAUAAUUAAUGGGUAUCAUAUAGUUUUAAACACUUGGUAUGGAAAAAGCAUUGAUACUUUUGACCACCUUAAUGGGGACACUGACUGAGUCUUUUCGCUCUGGCAACUCUGCCUCAGCUUUAUGUCGUUAUCUCCUUCUGCUGUUCUACCAGGGGUCCUUGAGGGAGUACCAGGGAGUUCUUAAAAAAUGAGAAAUAGUUUAUUAUCAUUAUUUAAUUCACAAUAAAAGUGAGCCCAAAUUGAGUAAAAGUCAGGAGAAUGACUAUUCUGAUUGGUUAUCUACUCAACUGUAGUUGACAACUAUAGAGUAUUUUCAGAUGGAGGUCCCUGAAGGAAACUCUUAUCAAAUGGAGGUCCGUGACUUAUGUGUAUCAAUUUCAAGAAGGUCAAGGACCACUGAUCUAAAGAAUAUAACCAAUCAAAUUUUAACAAAUGGCAGUAGUACAGUACAAUCCGAUUCAACACUGAAAUGACCUAAGAGCGCAUUUUAGUGAAACUGUAUCAUUAAAUUGUAAAGAUAUGAUUGUUCCACCCUGUAAAGGUACAUUUCCUAACCAUGCUAGGAGGCACAGGAUUCUCUGUUGAAUUUCAAAACCUUAACAGUGAGCUUGAAAAAACAGUGGUGUAGUGGAGGGGUUUACCCACCAUGUUUUCUGGCCCUUUACAGUAUACCCAUCCAUCAGCCAAAGACCCAUUGGAAUACAUAGUAUAUCCAUUUCCUCCUUAGUAACCUACCCAUUUGCCCAGUAGUACACACAUCUCAUCAACUACCACUACACCACUGUCAAGGAACAUCUGUUGUUCUGGUUAUACUUAAGGUGCACUCAACACUGUAUGGACCUUUGAAACUGAGGUAUCUCGGCAAGAGGUUUUUAUGUUUCAUUUGCACCUGCCAAAAAUCAUGCCACCAGCACAAACAGGUUCCAAUCAACAAUCUCGAUUUUGGAUGAGUACAAAUGUAAUUCUGAGGAUUGGCCAGCAGAUGUCACCAAAGCUUUGCUGUUGUUACACAUUGAUUUGUUGUAGUUGAGCCUAAUGAUGGCAGAAACAGACUGACAAAAUUAAGUACUGAAGUUUCAAGAGAGAAUGUGACUUUGGUUACCUGCAAGUAUGUUAAAUCUCAAACAUGACCUUUUUCUGUCUGGAUGGGUCUGGGUGGGCAGAUAAGAGAGAGCAACCUGAUUCCUGUGUUCACAGAGAGGUGAAUUAACAUAGGUUCUACCAAAUGGAUACUUAUGACAAGUCCUCUAAGAAAGGUCUGAUCUCACUGAGGAGGUUUGUAGGUAACAACACAGAUGAGGUGAAAGCAACAUAAAGUGUGCAUUGGUCGGGUGGUUGUGUUUUUAGGGAAAAACAGAUGAAAAUCUAUUUUUAUUAUUUUUUACUUUGUACAAGCACCAUGAUGUAAUUACCUCAAUCAAAACCUAUUUUACUGUCUAAAGUUCUAUUGUUGUAAAAUACAAUUAUUUUAUGUAGUGUAAAAUCUUACAGUUUUAUAAAAAGGAAAGUAAUGUUGGUUCAGAAAUUGUUGGUAUAAAUUGUGGAUUUCUGCUCCAUUGGUUAAAUUUUGUUUGUUUUAUUUUUGAGGGCAUUUCUUUGGUUUGUACUUGCUAACCCAGGAUGAAUAGACAGAAGCUUCUGGAUACUGUUCACUCGUCACAAACCUUGACAUCUCCCUCUCAGUUCUCUGAUGGAUCUUUAGCUUUUCAAUUCACUAUGGCUCUUUGUUGAUGAAGCUGAGAAGUACUCUGUCAUUGUUCAUUUCAAAUGUAAUCUUUCAUUAUAGUAGGGGGUUGUAGUUUGAGGGGUUUUGUGUCAUAAUAUAGCCUGCUUUUUAAUAAAUACACAUGAAAUGUGUUUCAGGAUCUUUUUGUCAUCAACAAGGGAAAGUGAAAUCAGAAUACAUUUCAAAUGUAUUUCUUUUAAUCAUGUUAUAUCCUCUCCACGGUUUGUUGGAUGGGUCCUGUUAUGUAAAUAUUACUGAUUAAAUUAAUUUAAGGAUUUCUGACUCUG
Messenger RNA from Epinephelus lanceolatus (giant grouper), 10656 nucleotides. It is a transcript of the gene mtm1, whose product is annotated as myotubularin 1. Gene Ontology annotation, biological process: muscle cell cellular homeostasis; mitochondrion distribution; phosphatidylinositol dephosphorylation. Gene Ontology annotation, molecular function: phosphatidylinositol-3,5-bisphosphate 3-phosphatase activity; phosphatidylinositol-3-phosphate phosphatase activity. Gene Ontology annotation, cellular component: membrane; cytoplasm. The record is from RefSeq and is a predicted model, not a curated record. NCBI's taxonomy places the organism in Eukaryota, Metazoa, Chordata, Actinopteri, Perciformes, Serranidae.